GCCAGCGCACGCCACUGUAGAAGGUAGAAUUAUUCAUGCAUUGAUGGCAUGACGCUGCAUUUCUAAUCAAUGGGAAACAUAGUAUUUUACGAUACUUGCCGGGUAAUGCUGAAUUGGGCUGCUUUACAGCUCGCGUAAAGCAGCUGUACUGAAAGACUUGUUCUAUUAUAUCCCGACCACUUAGCCUACCCAGAAGGGUCUGUGCCGCUUGGAUGCUCGGUGCGGUGACUGAGUGCCUCGCCGAGAGACAGCUCGUGUGCUUGCUCUGCUCCGGGUAGGGAAGGGAAACUGGUGCAUCACUGUAAGUACGUCUUUAGUUAUCAACAGUCGCGGGGAGCUCCGUAAAGCAAACUGCUAAACUGUGCACUCUUUACCUAUAUUGUAAACAACGAAAGCGACAUUUAUAGAGUAGGUUACUAUUUGAAUGUAUUUGGUCGGUGAUACAAUACCUUUUGCACUCUAGUGAGGGACGGAUAUUAAUUGUGCAUAGCCACCCAACUCACUCACCAACAGCAUUGCCACGAUUCAACACAGUGAUGUCUGUGUACAGAAUUUUGAUAGGAGUAUCAAAACACGGAUUAUUUAAAUGAAAUACCAAUUGCAAGGAUAAUUACAUAUACGAGUGAAGACCCAGAAAGGUACCAAAAGGAUUCCAUACAUUUGUGAUUGGAUGUGAGUCUUUGACCCCAGAAAUCUGACGAUGAUGUUGCUAUGGAAACUGCUGGUGCUGAAGUCACUCAUGGGGUGCCUGGCAGAGAGCAGUGUCUUGCAGAGCCCAGUGUUCACCAAGCAGCCUGGCAGCAUUGUGUUUCCUGUUGACUCCCAGGAAAACAACAGAGACGUGGUGUUCAGCUGUGAGGCACAGGGAAGCCCAUCUCCCCUUUAUCGGUGGAAACUGAAUGGCACUGCGAUCACUCCCAAAUCAGCCUCACACUAUAGCCUGUCUGGAGGCAACCUCCGAAUCAGCCAUUUAAACAAAGAGCAGGAUGCUGGAACAUAUCAGUGCCUCGCCUUCAACUCUUUUGGGACCAUCGUGAGCCGAGAGGCCAGUCUAACCUUUGCAUACUUGGGAAACUUCAAGACCCACCGAAGAAACUCAGUGUCAGUUCGCGAGGGACAGGGGGUGGUGCUGUUGUGUGGUCCCCCAUCUCACUCUGGAGAUCUGACAUUCUCCUGGAUUUUUAAUGAGUAUCCCUCGUUUGUGAAGCAGGACACACGACGCUUUAUCUCCCAGGAGACGGGGAAUCUAUACAUCGCUAAAGUGGAGCCCUCUGAUGUGGGCAACUACACCUGUGUGGUGACCAAUACUGUCACCAAAACCAGAGUCCAGGGCCCGCCCACGCCUUUGGUGCUCCGCAGUGAUGGUAUAAUGGGUGAAUACGAGCCGAAGAUCGAAGUUCAGUUUCCAGAGAUUGUCCAUGUAGCCAAAGGAUUGACAGUGAAACUGGAAUGUUUUGCAUUAGGAAACCCUGUCCCCUCUAUAAACUGGAAUAGAGUGGACGGAAUCCCCUUUUCUAGGAAGGUGGAUGUGAGGAAAGCCAGCGGUGUCCUGGAAAUCCCCUAUUUCCAGCAGGAAGACGCGGGCACAUACGAGUGUGUGGCAGAGAACUCCAGGGGGAAGAACACUGUAAAAGGAAAGCUCUCAUUCUACGCCCCUCCACAUCUGAUAGAGAAACCUGAAGAUGUGCAGAAGCCCAUUGACGACUCUCUAGUGUGGGAAUGCAAGGCCACCGGGAAGCCCAAGCCCUCCUAUAGGUGGAUGAAGAACGGAGAGAACCUGGAGUCACUGGAGGAGCGCAUACAAGUUGCCAAUGGAGCGUUGUCAAUCAGCCGGCUGACGCUGUCCGACAUUGGAAUGUAUCAAUGUGUGGCUGGAAACAAACAUGGGGAGGUAUACUCCAAUGCAGAGCUCCGAGUCAUUGCUGUUGCCCCAGAUUUCUCCCAGAACCAGCUGAGGAGCCCCACCAUGGUGAAGGAGGGAGGAGACGUGCUGAUCGAGUGCCGGCCCAAGAUGUCCCCCUGGGGCGUGAUCUCCUGGAGGAAGGGCAGCGAGGCUCUUCGAGAGAGCCACAGAGUUUCCAUUCUGGAUAACGGAAACCUCCGCAUACAGAAUUCAACCAGACCAGAUGCAGGCCUUUACACGUGUGUGGCAAGAAACCAGUUUGGAGUGGCAAGCAGCUACGGGACUCUCAUGGUCAAAGAGCCGACCAUUAUAACAACGGCACCGUCCACACUGGACGUGACUGUAGGAGAGAGCAUCGUGCUGCCGUGUCAGGUGACUCAUGACCCGUCUCUUAAGCUCAUGUUCACCUGGUUCUUCAACGAGCAGCUGAUCCACUUUGGCAACCACGGCGGAUACUUUGAAAAAGUGGGCGGUCAGCAUUCCGCUGGGGACAUCAUGAUUCGGAACAUCCAGCUGAGACAUGCAGGGAAGUACACCUGUGCAGUGCAGACCAAGGUGGACAGCAUCUCCAUCGCAGCAGACCUGGUGGUCCGAGGUCCCCCAGGCCCACCUACCAGCAUCCAUGUAGAAGAAAUCAGUGACACCACAGCCUCUCUCUCCUGGAGACCGGGGCCUGAUAAUCACAGUCCAAUUACCACAUACACUAUCCAGGCUAGGACACCCUUCUCCCUGGGCUGGCAGGCUGUCACCACAGUUCCUCAGGUGGUGGGGGGCCGCAGUCUGACAGCUACUGUAAUAGACCUGAGCCCCUGGGUGGAAUAUGAGUUCAGAGUCCUGGCAACCAACGCCAUUGGGACUGGGGAGCCCAGCAAACCAUCCAAAGAAGCAAGGACAAAGGAGACAUCUCCGAAGGUCACACCAGCUAAUGUGAGCGGAGGUGGAGGCAGUCGCUCAGAAUUAGUCAUCACUUGGGAGCCUGUUCCUGAGGAGCUGCAGAACGGAGGAGGGUUUGGCUAUGUGGUGGCCUUCAGACCGUCCGGAGCCACAGGCUGGAUGCAGGCUGCCGUGCCCUCAUCAGAAGCCUCCAAAUAUGUCUUUAAGAACGAGAGCAUCCAGCCCUUCUCCCCCUUCCAAGUGAAGGUUGGAGUGUACAACAACGAAGGGGAAGGCCCAUUCGGACCCGUCAUCACCAUCUACUCUGCAGAGGAAGAGCCUGGCAGAGCACCCACCAGGAUCCGUGCCAAGAGUCUGUCUGCGUCUGAGAUUGAGGUUUCAUGGAAAGCCCUGCCUUGGAACACCAGCAAGAGAAGAGUUCUAGGCUAUGAGUUGAGGUACUGGGAGAAGAGAGAGAGGGAGGAGGCAGCCAGUGUCCAGAGGACGGUAGGCAACCAGACGUCAGCCAUUAUCCGAGGGGUGAGAGGAAGUAACACUUACUACGUCACAGUGAGAGCGUACAACACGGCCGGGGCUGGGCCUCCUAGUGUCACUGUCAAUGUCACCACCAAGAAACCACCGCCCAGCCAGCCCCCAGUGAAAGUGAUGUGGAACACAUUGAAUUCCAAGAUAAUCCUGAACUGGGAGCAAGUCAAGGCCCUGGAAAAUGAGUCAGAGGUCACUGGUUACAAAGUGCUCUACAAGCGUAACCGACACAGCCGCCCUAGUGUCAUGGAAACCAACACGACGUCGGUGGAGCUCUCCCUGCCUAUGAAUGAGGAGUACUUCAUCCAGAUCAAACCAUUUGGGGAAGGAGGAGAGGGGAGCAGUAGCAGACAGAUCACCAUCCCCAGAAUACCAGGUCCCAAUGCAAUUGGCUCGGCGACCAAGGUCUCUACUUUAUCAGCCCUCAGUACAAUAGCAUUGUCUUUCACAGCGCGAACAUCGUUAUGACAAAGCGCUCCCAGUGAACAUUGCAUCUGAUGCGGAGGCAUCUCAACAACGGAACACAAACACCCUCCGUCUGGUGUAACUAGAUCCAUUCAUUUAGGUUUUAGAGGCAGGAGGACGAGCAACGUUGGAAAAAGUAAUUGAGAUGAGAAGGAGAGAAAGGGCCCCGCUUUCAACAUCCCGCCGGCCGGCGAGAACAGGAAAUCCACCGAUGUCUUGACUCUGUUGUUACCAAAGCAGCUUUCAUUCAAAUGUCUUAUAUGCAUCUUUUGUAUGAUAUGUCUAGCUUUUAUAGAUUUAUUUUGAAACCAAUUCAUAAUUAGUCUGGGCUUUUUAGAAAAGGCAAGGUUGAGUGGAGUUCAGUGUAUGCCCAUACUUACAGAUACAUUUUUUUAGUUUUCAGUUUGUUGGAAAGAGCACUUUUGUUGUCUAAAGUGAAGAGCAUUUUCUGGUCAAAAAUAAACCUGUAACUGUGGUUUCAUGUCAAACAAAGACCAUAAUUCAGUCUUCUUAGGAAUUGUUACCACUGAAAUUAUGUGUGUAUUGCUAACUAUUUUUUUAUUACUCCAUAAAACAUUGCACUGAUGCCUGAGGAAAAAUUUGACUUAACAAAAAUGUGACAUUAUGUUAAAGGAUGAGAGUGACUUUAUUCACCCUCACUGGUUUGAAGUCCCAUCUUCCGCAGGUUCCUCAACCUUGACCAUUUAAUUGCACUGGUGACUGGACCCUCAUAUGGCUGUCUAUCUCAUCCUCUCAGUUAGCCAUGUGUCUACUCUGUAGCUAUUCUAUUCAACCUCUGUUAUCCGUAUGUCUACUCUGUAGCUAUUCUAUUCAUCCUCUCAGUUAGCCAUGUGUCUACUCUGUAGCUAUUCUAUUCUUUGCCUUGUGUGUGCCUCAUCAUAUGUUCAAAACCCUCAGGUCCUUAAAGAGCCUUAAACUUAUAUAUAUCAACAACUAUUAGAAACCUAGAUGUCUGUUAUACAGGUGCUGUAUGAUGUGUAGCUACACACUGCAUCAAUAGACAGGUUGUAGGGGUUUGAGUUAUUACCAUCCAAUGUAUAUUCCUAUGGUCAUUCUUAGGGCCAAGUUAUGUAGUCAAGAAAAUCUCCUUGUCCUAGUUAUAUAUUAUAGUUAGGGCCAGGGUUUUUUCCUGACCCUGUGACCUGGCAAGGAAAAUCUCCUGGCUCUUGUCAUUCUGUAUGAAGGAGUGGUGGGUUUCAACAGCAUGGUGCUGUUCAGUAUGGUUUAAGGGCAACGUGGGAAGCCUGGGACAUUUUAGUGGGUUCACUGACUGCAUCCUUACUAAAAGACAAAUGCUGCUGAUGAUCCUUUCCUUUCCCAUAGUCUUCUGAUGCUGUUUGAAACUGGUACAGUACAUUACGUAUGUAGCUUGUAGUCCAGUGAAGAAGUCAAAAGUGCAGGUAGUUUGUAGUACUUUCAAAGGGAAGUUUAGGCAGGAAUCGUGCAUCGAGAAAUGUGUAAUAUACUUUUUUGUACACUUCAGAUCAUUUAUAUACAAUGAAAACCUUUCUAAAGAGCUGAUUAAGUUGGUUUUUAUGUAAUAACACAAAUGUUUCAUACAGUAGCUAAAUGUCGCUUAGCAUGAAUGUGUUUGCCCUUUUCUGUACAUCUGCUAACUGACUGAAUGGCUUGAGACCAUGCAAAGAGAGCAGGUUUGUGCAUCUCUACCCGUUAAACCACUAUGUCUGGGCUUCUGUCUCAGACAGGUAUGUCAUCCUGUAGGCCUACACCCUUUGGGAUUUACCAGUACCAACUAACUAUCCAUUUACUCCAUGUCAAGUUCUGUUUUUUUGCUGUUGUUUGUUUAUACUGUGUUAUUGAAUAAAGUUUAUUGAUUUAUAGAAGUGA
This is a messenger RNA of Salvelinus fontinalis (brook trout), 5656 nucleotides long. Its product is annotated as contactin-4-like. Gene Ontology annotation, biological process: cell-cell adhesion. Lineage: Eukaryota; Metazoa; Chordata; Actinopteri; Salmoniformes; Salmonidae. The record is from RefSeq and is a predicted model, not a curated record. The coding region runs from base 701 to 3790 and encodes 1029 amino acids. Gene Ontology annotation, molecular function: protein binding. The transcript has 23 exons.